AUGGCGUCAGUUAGUUUACGUUGUAUUCCAGACAACCCAUAUGCCAUAAUUGGCGUGACAAAUAACAAGAGAGCUCGAUUUGAAAUCGAAACAAAACCAAACGAAGACAAUGCUCAAUCAAAAGAACGAAAUCCACUCAAUUUAGUAUUAGUACUUGAUCGCAGUGGUUCCAUGGCAUCAAGCAACAAGUUAACAUUUGCAAAACAAGCUGUUAUUUCUGUACUCAAUGCACUCAAUGACGACGACAUUGUACAUCUUGUUGCUUACGAUACUACAGUACGAAACGUCUUUGAAAAUGCAUCAGCAGUAAGUCGUCAAAAUCUGUAUUCAAUCGUCGAAGGAAUUACCACUGGUGGUUGUUGGUGA
Molecule: messenger RNA, 366 nt
Organism: Adineta ricciae
Lineage: Eukaryota; Metazoa; Rotifera; Eurotatoria; Adinetida; Adinetidae
Source: the annotation of a GenBank genome assembly